AUGCCUCCACUGCCUGGCUUUUCUGACAAUCCUCUGCAAACGCGCGAGGAUGUCGUUCGAGCGACCGAGGCAUUUCUCAAGCCGCUCCUGAAAUUCUUCUCGCCGGCCAGUGCUAGAGUGCGACUCCCUGUCGGAUCUGGUGCACACUUCGAUGAGACAGCAGCUCAGCUUGAAGGCUUCGCCAGGCCACUAUGGGCAAUCGGCGCGUUUCUAAUGGCAGGCGAGCCAGAUUGGAACCUCGUACAACCAUGGAUCGACGGUCUGGAGACUGGUUCCGAUCCAGAUCACCCAGAGUAUUGGGGCGCUAUCAAGGACCAUGACCAGCGCAUGGUGGAAGCCGAGAUGGUCUCUUUUAGCCUACUCGCCGCACCGCGGACGCUACUCUGGGACAAACUUAGUGUCAGAGCCCAGCAAAACCUGGUCGAAUGGCUACAGAAUAUGAAUGACCGACAGACCCAUAAGGCCAACUGGCUCUGGUUCCGUGUCCUUGCAAAUCUGGCCCUUAUCCGCGUGGCUGGGGUAGAAACAACAAAGAUCCACUCCCAAAUGGAAAUUGACCUCGCUCAGCUCCACACAUUCUACCUUGGUGAUGGAUGGUCAGCAGACGGACUUUGGAGGAGUACUGAUCUUGAUGAAGAAGAAUGGAGGAUUUUCAGCACUACGGGUCGUGCGAAUAGCAUCCCGAGCGGGCGAAAUGCUGACUUCUACUCGGGUAGCUUUGCUAUCCAAUUCAGCCAGCUCCUGUACGUUCGUUUCGCUGGAGACAUGAACCCUACCCUUGCUGAGCGGUACCGCCAACAAGCGCGGGAAUUUGGUGCCGGGUUCUGGAGAUUCUUCGAUGCUGAAGGUAGGCUUACUAGCUUCGUCGACGGGGACUUCUAA
Exophiala aquamarina CBS 119918 is the source of this 882-nucleotide messenger RNA. RefSeq lists its product as uncharacterized. NCBI's taxonomy places the organism in Eukaryota, Fungi, Ascomycota, Eurotiomycetes, Chaetothyriales, Herpotrichiellaceae. The record is from RefSeq and is a predicted model, not a curated record. The transcript has a single exon. The coding region runs from base 1 to 882 and encodes 293 amino acids.